This is a messenger RNA of Saccharomyces paradoxus, 660 nucleotides long. It is a transcript of the gene LOH1, whose product is annotated as Loh1p. The coding region runs from base 1 to 660 and encodes 219 amino acids. The transcript has a single exon. The record is from RefSeq and is a predicted model, not a curated record. NCBI's taxonomy places the organism in Eukaryota, Fungi, Ascomycota, Saccharomycetes, Saccharomycetales, Saccharomycetaceae.
AUGAGGCUCCAAUUAUUCGUACAUUUUUAUUUCAUCAUUGUUGUAAUUGCAGGAACUAACACAAUACAACAGUUUAGGGAUGCCGGUGAUAGACUAAUCACAUCAUUGAAAAACCUGGACAGUAAUGGAACAUAUGAAACGCUGACAAUGGAGAAGGUACCUGUUAUCGCGGUACAGCUUCAAAACAUAAGUGCAAAGUAUGAGCAACAUAAUUUUAUAUUGAAGGGUUUAGAAGCGGUCCUAAAUUAUAAAGUCAAAAGUUUGGCCAAUAAUGAUGCUGAGUCGCUCGAAAUAGAAUAUGAAAAGGUCGAAAGGGCACUAGAUGCGGCCUUGAACGUUUCGCCAUUUGAAUAUAUUAAGAGGUUCAGAGAAUUCUCCAGGGAUAAGGUAGUCGAUGCUUUAGAGAAUCUCAAUAGAGAACAGAAUCGAGUUACUAUAAAUGGUGGUAGAGAAGAUGAAAAAGAGGAAGAAGCGAAAGAGAAAAAAAAACGCUUAGACAGAAUAAAGAGAAUUCUAACUGUAAGCCUCUUAGAAUUGGGGCUAGCUCAAGGAGUGGCUGACUUGUGCGCAGUUGCACCCUUUGCAUGUCUUCUAGGGGUGACAGUUGGAAGUAUCGGUUUCAUAUUUUGGUUAGCACUGAUAUAUAAUGCUAUUCAAUAG